UCUCAGGAAUUGGACUGCCUGGGGUGCGAAGGGCAGCGCGAACCCAUGUGGCAGGUAGCAAUGCAGACGCCCAGGAGGGCUCUGUGCUUGGGAGUGUAUCUGUGGGGUCUCUUCCUCCACUUGUUAUCUCAGGGGUUUGGGGCUCCUCUGCUUUGCCUCCUCAUGCUUCUCCGAGUGCUCUCUCUGUGUGCACAGAGCGGGGCCCAGGUUGUGUUUACAGCUGCUCGUUCUGUGGCCCUUAGGGCCCAGGUCUGGAGCGUAUAUGUCUUCCUUCAGGGGGGUGCCUGGUUUGCCCAGCUGGCAGGGAGCUGGCUGACCCUGCCCAUACGGCUCUUUGGUGCCAUGCUGGAGCCUCUGACACAUAUGUCCGUAAUCCUACUGUGUGAGCAGGCUGCUAGGUGGUUGGUACAGGCAGGCACGUGGGCAACCAGGAGCCUGGCGCAGGUCUGGGGCAUGGCGACGUUUGUCAAGCUGUGCACCCACUCGGUCUUCAUUGGUACGUGCCUAUGGGUUCACCUCUGCCUUUCUACCAUCAGCUCCAAGGUCCAUGUGAGAGUGCACAUGCCCUUCUGUCUCUCACUGCCUGUGAGAGUCCAUGCACCCCUGAACCUGGGCAUCAGAAUGAGGCUACAGGGUGGGAGGCCCGGGAGUACAGAGGUGGGGGGAGGAAGCCCUCAGGGGGAGACUCGGGUCGAACAGGAGCCCCGCAGGACCGGGAACCUCAGGCCUACAAGGAGAAGGCGGAUGUCACGGAACAGGAGUGAGCCCAGACCAGGUAGGUAAGUGAAGGGACCUGUCCUCAGCCUUGGGGACAGUGACUCCUCUCUCUGGUCAGCAGGCUAGGCUUAGAGCUGUUUUGCUUCUCAUCCUAGUCAGUUCCCUGGAGCUGCCCCUGUCUUUCCUUCUGGGGAGUUGGUGGUCCCUGGGGAAGAUCCAGGCAGAAAGACACAGGCAGCUUCUCGGUUUUUUUUGCUGUUUCUCCAAAGACAAUAUGGCUGCUCAAGGCAGCACUAGGCCGGGGCUUCUCCACACCACCCGCCUCUCUGUGCACAUCUGCCUCCCUAUUUGUGUGCCCUUGGCCUUUGGAGCAGCCUCUCACUGCUUCCUUUCCUGUUUACGCUUUCUGGUGGGGUCUGUUUCUCUUCCAAUUUCUCAGGUUGUUCACCCCUCAAGACCACCUCGAGGGCUGCGGUUUAUUUACUCUUGGAUUUUCCCCACUGAGCCUUCCAUCAGUAUCCUACAACCCCUGAGCCCGAAUUUCCCAAGUGUGCUGUGUUCUGCUGACCUCUUGCUCUCC
This is a messenger RNA of Rattus rattus (black rat), 1297 nucleotides long. RefSeq lists its product as uncharacterized. NCBI's taxonomy places the organism in Eukaryota, Metazoa, Chordata, Mammalia, Rodentia, Muridae. The record is from RefSeq and is a predicted model, not a curated record. The transcript has a single exon. Bases 46 to 783 code for a protein of 245 amino acids.